AUGCAUAGACUUUAUUCGGUUUGGGUUAAAGACAAAACUCUUUGUGUCAAGGCUCAAAAUGCUACAGUCAGGCAAUACACAGACAUAUUUAAUACUUAUAACUUAAGUUUUCUUAGACCAAAAAAAGACUUAUGUGACAAAUGUGAAGAAUUUAAACUUGAUAGUGAGGAAGAAAAAUUGAAACUUCAACCAAGCCACGAUGAACAUUUGACAAACAAAAAUAUAGCCAGAUAUAAUAAAACUGUAGAUAAAGAGCGAGCAGCUAAUGAUCCAGAAUUGUGUGUUGCGGUAUUUGAUUUAGAAAAAGUAUUAACCACACCACAAGGUGAGGCCAGUAACUUUUAUUACAAAAGGAAGUUUGCCGUUUACAAUUUUACGGUAUAUGAUAUUGUUAACAAAGUUGGUUACUGUUAUAUGUGGGACGAAUGCGAAUCAAAAAGAGGUUCCAAUGAAAUUGGAACUUGCAUGUUAAAAUUGAUGAAGGAGAAGGGUUUCAAAGAGUUUUGUUUUUACUCAGACAACUGUGGUGGCCAGAAUCGCAAUCGUUAUAUUUAUGCGAUGUGGGAGUACGCGGCCUUUACAUUUAAAAUAAAAAUUAGUCAUACAUUUUUAGAAAGAGGUCAUACCCAGAAUGAAGGUGACAGUAUGCACUCAUGUAUUGAACGUUCAAAAAAAGGGAAAUCGAUUUAUGUUCCUGCCCAAUGGAUUACUCUAGUAAGGUGUGCUAAAGUUACAGGCAAACCUUAUAUAGUAUUUGAGAUGGACAAUACUGAGUUUUUGGAUUUUAAGCCUCUUGUCGAAGAAAAUGGAUUUAAUUUUAAAACAACCUGUGAUGGUGACCUAAUAAGGUGGAACAACAUAAAAGAAAUCAAAGUGUCAUUUGAGACUCCAUUUGAACUAAACAUUAAAUAUGAUUUCAAUUCUCCAGACUUUAUAAAGAUAAAUUUCAUAAAACAAAAACAAAGGGGGGGGAUUUCAAAAGCAUAG
Messenger RNA from Macrosiphum euphorbiae (potato aphid), 987 nucleotides. Lineage: Eukaryota; Metazoa; Arthropoda; Insecta; Hemiptera; Aphididae. The record is from the annotation of a GenBank genome assembly.